This is a messenger RNA of Myzus persicae (green peach aphid), 2385 nucleotides long. Its product is annotated as 52 kDa repressor of the inhibitor of the protein kinase-like. The record is from RefSeq and is a predicted model, not a curated record. The coding region runs from base 1 to 2385 and encodes 794 amino acids. NCBI's taxonomy places the organism in Eukaryota, Metazoa, Arthropoda, Insecta, Hemiptera, Aphididae. Gene Ontology annotation, molecular function: protein dimerization activity. The transcript has 3 exons.
AUGUCCAAACGAAAGUCUAAUCCUAUUCUAGAAAUGUUCAAUAAAAAACAAAAAAAUAAUGAAAAUGACGUUAAUCACCUAGCCUCACACUCGCCUGUAAAAUCAGUAAUAGAUCAAGAGAUGCAAUAUGAAGAUAUUAUAAUUGAGUGUAAAGGUGAUGAAGAAGAAUUAAAUGUAAGUAAUUUAUUACAACUCCAUUCUGACAAUCCUGAAAGUGUGAAUAAUGAAUGUAAUGAUGUUGGUAUUUUGUUGGAGUCAAAAACUAUUUUCACUGAUACCAUAAAAAAACACUUGCUUACAAAUCCAUUUAUUCCCCAUCAAAAUGAUCCGCUACCAUAUUCUGAGCAUUUAAAAAAAGGAAAUACUGUAAAAUAUUAUUUAAGAUUUCAUCAUUUUCAAAGAUUUACAUGGAUAAUAUACUCACCAUUUAAAAAAGGAAUUUAUUGUAAAUUUUGCACCAUAUUUGCUUUAAAUAAACUAGUAGGAUCUUAUAAAUGUAACAGCGAAGCAGGCUAUUUAGUAAAAUAUCCUCUUAUUUCCUUUUCUAAACUUAUUGGUAAAGAUGGAGCACUUAUAAAACAUGAAAAUGCUAUAUAUCAUAAAAAUUCAGUUGAAGCUUCAAAAGACUUUUUAAAAAUGUACGAUCGGCCAGAACUAGAAAUAAUUAAUAGAUUAGAUGAUCAUAGAUUAAAACAAAUCAAGGAAAAUCGUUCAAGAUUAUUACCAAUCGUUGAUACUAUUAUUACUAUGGGUAAACAAAACAUACCAUUUAGAGGUCAUAGAGAUGACGGAAAUUUGCUUGAUAAACCUGAAAACUCCAGUAUUACGAAUGAAGGGAAUUUUCGUGCUAUUUUGAGAAUGCGUGUUAGAGCUGGAGAUAACGAGUUAAAAAAUCAUUUGCAAAACAGUUCACAAACGGCCACUUAUAUUUCUAAAACUACACAAAAUGAGUUGAUUGAUAUUUAUUCAGUCAGAGAAGAUUUCAUUUCCUUUGUUGAUGUCCAUCAAGUUAAUUUCGAAAAUAAUGAUGUUGAACCGAAAAUAACUGGUACUUUGUUGGGAAAAACUGUUGUUAAAAUAAUGAACCAAAAUGGAUUGAACUUAGAUUACUGUGUUGGUAUUUGUACUGAUACUUGUAGUGUCAUGGCUUCAGAGCAAGCUGGUGCUGUUUCUGAAAUAAUGAAGCAUACAAAGAAUGCAGCCAGAGCUCUUUGCCGAAGUCAUGCACUAAAUUUGGUAUUAUCUAAGUCAGCAAAUAUUUCAAGUGUUAGAAACUGCUUUGGUACAAUUAAAGAAAUAAUUGCUUUCUUCCAUAGUUCAGCCAAAAGAAAUUUUGUUCUCAAGCAAAAAUUAGGUUCCGAGUUGAGUGGCUUAUGUGAUACAAGAUGGGUAGAACGACACGAAUCUUUAAUGUUUUUUAAUGAUAAUUUAUUACAAAUACUACAGGCUUUAGAAUGUAUAAGUACAUGGGAUGAUGUGACUUCUUCUUCAAAAUCACAUUGCUUUAUUCGUUGCUUAACAUCUACUGACUUUAUCGUCUCUGUAAAAAUUACUAAUUUAAUUUUUACAAUAACACAUUCCCUAAGUAAAGCACUCCAAAAACAAAGUUUGAAUGUGAACACUGCCACUGAGUUAAUUAAUAAUACUAAACAAAUUAUACAGAAUGAAAGAUGCCAAGCAAAUAUUACAUUUAAUAGAAUUUGGAAAACCAUUCUAGACAUUUCAGAAAAAAUUAAUAUCGUUCCUUGUAUGCCAAGACUAUCAGUGAAACAAACUUGUAGGUCCAACAUCUCAUCUGAUACAGUUGAAGAUUAUUAUAGAAAAAAUACGUUUAUCCCAUUAUUAGAUGCCAUUAUUACAGAUUUCAACCAAAGAUUUGAAAAAAAUACUGUUCCAAUAGAAAUAGUUUUAUCGUCUUUACUUCCAAAAAAAAUAUCUCAAUUAGAUACUGAAGAACUACAAAGAGUAACAUCACAUUUAUGGGGAAAAUAUUCAGAAUUACUAAGUACGAACAUAAGUACUUACAACAACGAAGAUAUAUUCAAGUCAGAAGUUGAACUAUGGAAAGCCAAAUGCAACAGUAAUAAUACAAUGUACAACGUAUUGGAUAAUGUAGAACUUUUGAAAUUAUGUGACGAAGACAUCUAUCCAAAUUGUAAUUUUUUAAUUAAGAUUUUGGUUGUUUUACCUGUGACAGUGUCAUCGGCAGAGAGAAGUUUCUCUACCCUCAAAAGGUUAAAAGUCUGGUUGAGAAAUAGAAUGAGUGAAGAGAGAUUAGUUGGAUUAGCUCUGCUGAAUGUACAUAAUGAUAUUGAAAUCACGCCUGAUGAAGUCAUUGACCUGUUUGCCAAAAGUAAAAAUAGAAAGCUAGACUUAAUUCUUUAA